Microdochium trichocladiopsis is the source of this 3652-nucleotide messenger RNA. Its product is annotated as CAIB/BAIF family enzyme. The record is from RefSeq and is a predicted model, not a curated record. Lineage: Eukaryota; Fungi; Ascomycota; Sordariomycetes; Xylariales; Microdochiaceae. Gene Ontology annotation, molecular function: catalytic activity. Bases 1 to 3375 code for a protein of 1124 amino acids. The transcript has 3 exons.
AUGGCGGACAACGACGAAUUUAGGAUCCUCACGCCCAAUGCCAUGCUUGGCUAUGGCUACAAUGUCGAGCACUUUUGGUACGGCAUCGACAAGUACAAGCCCUCGGCCAUCAUUGUCGACAGCGGCUCGACAGAUGGCGGCCCCUACAAGCUGGGCAUGAACAAGAUGACCUGCGGCCGCGGUUCCUACGUCCGCGACCUCGAGCCCAUCCUCGCCGCCUGCUACCACCGCGGGAUCAACGUCCUCAUCGGCUCAGUCGGCGGCGACGGGAGCAACAAGCACGUCCAGGAGAUGCUCGAGAUUGUUCGCGGCAUUGCCGAGUCCCGCGGGUUUCGCUUCAAGAUUGCCACGAUUGAUGCUGGCAUGGACCGUGGCUUGAUCAAGUCGAGGAUAGCCGCCUCGCGCGUCCGCCCUUGUGGUCCCCUCGAGGACCUUCUCCCAGAGGUCGUAGACGGAGCAGUGGAUGUUGUCGCACAAAUGGGGGCAGAGCCUUACAUUGAGGCGCUGAAGGGCGACCCUGAUAUCAUUCUGGGCGGCCGGAGCUACGACCCGGCUCCGUUCGCAGCGUACUGCCUUUCGAAGGGCGUGUCGGAAGGUGUUGCGUGGCACAUGGGCAAGAUCAUGGAAUGCGGAGGCAUCUGCGCGGUUCCCAAAGGGAGGUCCAUGAUUGCCACUAUCCGCAAGGACUCCUUCGACCUCACGCCCCUCGCACCAGAAGAGCGGUGCACACCACUGUCCGUUGCCGCGCACACUCUGUACGAGAAGACGAGGCCCGACCGGCUGCCAGGCCCUGGAGGCGUGCUGCGUCUCGACGACGCAAAGUACGAGCAGCUGACGGAGAAAACGACACGCAUCUCCGGGGCCGUGUUUGAGCACAGCCCUUAUCAAGUAAAGCUCGAGGGAGUCACACACCUGGGCUACCGGACCAUCUUCAUCGGCGGCAUCAGGGAUCCCAUACUGAUCUCCCAGAUUGACGACUUCCUCGAGCGCGUGCGCAAGUACACCCAGAACCUGUUCCCCCAGCUCGACAAGGACGAGACAUGCCGCCUGAUCUAUCACGUUUACGGGCGCAACGGUGUCAUGGGCCCUCUGGAGACACAAGCUGCCACGACCCCUCACGAGAUUGCCGUGCUCGGCGAGGUCGUCGCGCCGACGCAGGAUCUGGCAUACACCAUCGCGAACAAUGCGCGGGCGUCCAUCCUGCACUUCUCAUACCCGGGCCAGAUUGCAACGACGGGUAACUUCGCCAGCCCUCUGUCGCCGCACGAGCAAGAGGCUGGUGCCGUCUUCAAGUUCAGCCUGUACCACCUGGUAGACCUCGAUGCUGGCGAGCAAGUGUCCUUGUUCCCCGUCAGCUAUCACGAGACCAACCCCUCAGGCGCGCCUUCAGCGCUCACCACAAUCCCGCAAGACCGAUUUGAUGCGAUUGACAAGGGCACCCUUGCACCACUCACCAAGAAGGAUGUGCCCUCCACACGAGCCAAGAUGACCGACCUCGCGCGCAUCAUCCGGUCCAAGAACUCAGGCCCUUUCGAGAUGACGUUCGACAUCAUGUUCGACGAUGCAGACGUGUACCGGCGCGUGCGGGACGCCGACGUCCUCGGAAACGACGUCAUUAGGAAGCUGUACCAGGUCCAGGACGAGGACAUCCUGACCAACAUGUUCUUUGAGCCGGCCCUGGCGUGGAAGUGCACCAUCAAGCGGCCGUGGGCCCAGGGCAGUGUCGGAGAGCGUGACACGCUGGGCACGCAGCAGCACGCACCACUAUUAGGUGUCGAGGUUCCAGAGGCCAAAGCGGUCAAUGGCGUAAAGAGUGCCAAUGGCACCAAAGUCAACGGAGUCAACGGGGUUAAUGGAAUCAACGGCAUCAAGCUGACAAAUGGGGUCAAUGGCGUGCACCGCGCGGCAACCCUUGGCCAUGGACCGGACCGGACUAGUUUUCUCGCGAAAGAUAUUGUCCGAGACAUCUGGGAGGGUCUGCAGCUCCCAUCCGGUGCUCUCGCCUCCCUGGAGCUGCCCGGAGACGAUGGAAGGCCGGCAUUACCCUCAUCCUACAAGAUCGGACCCCUUGCGCAGGGCACAAUUGCCCUGACGGGCCUCCUCGCAGCGCUUUUCCACUCUCUUCGCACCCGCAGCGGGACGGUCCCCAAGGUCACCGUCCCGGCCAAGCACGCAGCGAUCGAGUACAAGUCCGAGAGACUCUACACCCUCGAUGGAAAGCCCACGCCGUCCCCCUGGGGCCCGAUCGGCGGGCUGCACAAGACCUCAGACGGCCAUGUCCGCAUCCAUGACUCGUUCCCGAACCAUCGGGACGGGACACUGGAGCUUCUGGGCUUACCCCUGGGCGCGAGCCGAGCCGACGUGACCAAGAAGACGGCCGACUGGACCGCCAUCGACCUGGAAUCCGUCGGGCUGGAUUGCAGACUUGCCGUCUACGCCGUGCGCUCAUACAGCCAAUGGGACAAGCUGCCACAGUCGCGAGCCAUCGACGACUUCCCCAUCAGUGUGUCCCGGAUCGCCACGGGCCCCGCGGGGAUCCCGCGCCACAUCGCCGGCGCGGGCGUGGACAAGUGCCUCCGGGGCCUGCGCGUCGUCGAGCUGAGCCGGGUCAUCGCCGCGCCCCUCGCCGGCAGGACGCUGGCCGCGCACGGCGCCGAUGUUAUCUGGGUCACGUCGCCUGGCCUGCCGGACCUGCCCACCAUGGACCGCGACUUUGGCCGCGGCAAGCGCACCGUGCAGCUGGACCUGCGCGACAGCGCCGACCGGCAGAAGCUGCGCGAGCUCGUCAAGACGGCCGACGUCUUCAUCCAGGGGUUCCGGCCGGGCAGCAUCGCAGCCAGGGGGUUCUCGGCGGAGGAGGUGGCCGCGCUGUGCCCCUCGGCGGGCAUCGUCUACGCCAACAUGUCGGCUUUUGGACCAAGGGGCCCUUGGGCCGGGCGUAGGGGCUACGACUCGUUGGUGCAGACGUGCUCGGGGAUGAACGUUUCAGAGGCAGAGCACGCCGGCGAGGGAGAGCCCGCGCGGCCUACGCCGUGCCAGGCGCUCGACCACGCCGGAGGAUACCUCCUCGCGGCGGGCAUCAUGGCCGCCGUGUACCGCCGCGCGACGCAGGGCGGGUCCUACACCGUCGACGUGUCGCUGGCGGGCGCGAUGAAGUACCUGCGCAGCCUAGGCCAGUACGAAGGGCGCACGGGGUUCGAUGGCGCGCCGGACUAUGAGCGGCCCGCGGAUGUCGAGGACGAGUACUUUGAGACGCGGGAGACGGGGUUUGGGGAGAUGAGGGCGAUCAAGCACAGUGUUAGCAUCGAGGGCGCGCAGUCGGGCUGGGAUAUCAUGCCCAAACCCCUUGGCAGUGAUCGCGCGGAGUGGCUUUGAGAUUCUAGAGCUAUCGAGGCAUUUGUUAAGCAUGUCGGGUCUCUUUUUGAUUGACGACUGCCUUGAAUCAUCUAUGCAACUUCUGACUAAAGUAGGCAGCGCGGGCUUGGUGUCUUUCUUGAUCAUUCGUGUAGAUAGUCAUGAGUGUAUAACUCAAUCUGUGGGGAUGUUGACUUGCUCCCGUUCAAAGCGAAGUUUUGCUUGCCUCUCAGAGACGAGACUUGGGAGCUUCCCCGGAUUCCCCUCACUAGCCGGAAAUCCCCAGCCGUCUAGCCAA